Aspergillus pseudonomiae is the source of this 1236-nucleotide messenger RNA. Its product is annotated as E3 ubiquitin-protein ligase. Lineage: Eukaryota; Fungi; Ascomycota; Eurotiomycetes; Eurotiales; Aspergillaceae. Gene Ontology annotation, biological process: positive regulation of proteasomal ubiquitin-dependent protein catabolic process; ubiquitin-dependent protein catabolic process; protein polyubiquitination. The record is from RefSeq and is a predicted model, not a curated record. Gene Ontology annotation, molecular function: ubiquitin protein ligase activity; ubiquitin conjugating enzyme binding; zinc ion binding. The coding region runs from base 337 to 1137 and encodes 266 amino acids. Gene Ontology annotation, cellular component: cytoplasm; ubiquitin ligase complex. The transcript has 2 exons.
UAUGCAAUCUGUCCGCCGCGACCUCGCGUGCCAUCGAGAAACACAGCCGAGGAAGACAUCCUUGGACUCAGGAUAAGGGGGUUGCAAGAUUGUCGAGAACCCAUUUGAACGUGGAGCCGCCAUUGGUAAACUCCAAACCUGCACACCUUCAUCAAGCUAGUGACUGUUCAAGCAUGGAGUGCCAUCCACGGAUCGAAAGGGGGAAGGCGGGGUCGAGGAGGAGCCGGGUUGCAGCGAGAAUUGAGAAAUGCCGACUCAUUCAGCGCUUUUUCAGAAGGACGCCACAUAACGAGUAAGUUCUUACUGACGUACAAAUCGGCCUGGCAGUGUAAGCUGAUGUCACUUAGGCCCUGCGUGAGCUGCCUCGAGAACAUGCCAGCUGAUAAGUUGGUGAACUUGCCUUGUCAGCAUAAGUAUUGCAACACGUGUCUCAGGCAAAUGACGGCCACAAGUAUGGCAGAUGAGCAAUUAUUCCCACCGAGAUGUUGUGCCCAGAAGAUUCCGUCAGAGACCAUCCUUCCUUUACUGCCACAAAAGGAAAAAGACUCAUUUGUCUUUAAAACAACUGAGUAUGCAACCCCGGUUCCAGAUCGCUGGUACUGUCCUGCAUCAAACUGCGGGAAAUGGAUACAUCCAACGGCUGUGAAGGCUGAGAAUUCUCAGACACAGACCUGUCCGCAUUGUAGCGCGAGAAUCUGCUCAAGGUGUCGCGGCAUUGCCCACAGAUCAGGAGAUUGCUCUUCUGAUACAGGUCUGUCCGCAGUCCUUGAAGUGGCUCGGCUUCAGCGAUGGCAGAGGUGUUUCAAUUGUGGUGCGGUGGUGGAACUCAUAUUUGGCUGUGAUCACAUUACCUGCAGAUGCAGCGCACAGUUCUGCUAUAAAUGUGGUAACCCAUGGUCUUCGUGCGUUUGUGUCACACCGGCAGAGAGACCUGUAGAUUUUUUUACAUUCGUGAUUGAUGGCAAUGCGCUAAACCGUGACGAAGAAGCCGGACUUACAGCAGUUCUUGCUGCCAUGCUGUGCCAUGAAAGAGAAUCGGAAGAGCCACUAAUUGACAAGGGGAGGAAAGGAACUCAAGGUUGCCGGACAGAAGGUUGUGUGGUUCGGGAUGGAAAUAUCGCCAAAGUUGACCCCUAGGUAUCUAAGGGUACCACUAUAGACCACCUCGAGGAAAGUUUUAUAUCGUAAUGGCACCAUCGAACUCGCAUAAUAUCGUUUACCCCGAUAGGAGCAACU